This is a messenger RNA of Canis lupus familiaris (dog), 4030 nucleotides long. RefSeq names its product dimethylarginine dimethylaminohydrolase 1 (gene DDAH1). Bases 1 to 858 code for a protein of 285 amino acids. Gene Ontology annotation, molecular function: dimethylargininase activity; amino acid binding. The record is from RefSeq and is a predicted model, not a curated record. NCBI's taxonomy places the organism in Eukaryota, Metazoa, Chordata, Mammalia, Carnivora, Canidae. The transcript is spliced from 6 exons. Gene Ontology annotation, biological process: arginine metabolic process; positive regulation of nitric oxide biosynthetic process.
AUGGCAGCGCUCGGCCACCCCGCCGCCUUCGGCCGGGCCACGCACGCCGUGGUGCGGGCGCUGCCCGAGUCCCUGUGCCGCCACGCGCUCCGGCGCGCCCAGGGCGACGAGGUGGACUUCGCGCGCGCCGAGCGGCAGCACCAGCUGUACGUGGGCGUGCUGGGCAGCAAGCUGGGGCUGCAGGUGGUGCGGCUGCCGGCCGACGAGAGCCUGCCCGACUGCGCCUUCGUGGAGGACGUGGCUGUGGUGUGCGAGGACACGGCCCUCAUCACCCGGCCCGGGGCGCCCAGCCGGAGGAAGGAGGUUGACAUGAUGAAAGAAGCAUUAGAAAAACUUCAGCUCAAUCUAGUAGAGAUGAAAGAUGAAAAUGCAACCUUAGAUGGUGGAGACGUCUUAUUCACAGGCAGAGAAUUUUUUGUGGGCCUUUCCAAAAGGACAAAUCAACGAGGUGCUGAAAUCUUGGCUGAUACUUUUAAGGACUAUGCGGUCUCCACAGUCCCGGUGGCUGAUGCUUUGCAUUUGAAGAGUUUCUGCAGCAUGGCUGGGCCUAACCUAAUCGCAAUUGGAUCCAGUGAAUCUGCCCAGAAGGCUCUAAAGAUCAUGCAACAGAUGAGUGACCACCGCUAUGACAAACUCACUGUGCCUGAUGACAUGGCCGCAAACUGUAUAUACCUAAAUAUUCCCAGCAAAGGCCACGUCUUGCUACAUCGAACCCCAGAAGAAUAUCCAGAAAGUGCAAAGGUUUAUGAAAAGCUGAAGGACCAUAUGCUGAUCCCCGUGAGCCAUUCUGAACUGGAAAAGGUGGACGGGCUGCUCACAUGCAGCUCGAUUUUAAUUAACAAGAAGGUAGACUCCUGAGUGGAAGUCCCUCCCUUGUAGCCGGCAGUACUGCACUCACAAGGCCGAUUACUGUACCACUCUUGUGUUCAUUGACAAUCUACUGUGCCACUGUGCUACUAACUCUGGUUUACAAAAGUCUAAUUAUAAGUUUGCUUCGUUAUGCACCUUCCCCUCCCUCCCCUCCCAGUGGUACCUAAACUGUGGGUUUUGCUAAAUGAAUUAAGCAAUCUAGAAAAUAUAGAGCUAAUGAAUUACUGAACUGUGAUUAAUAUUAGUAAAGAAACACUCAUUUUAGUGUUUGUAUUAUCAGUGUGAAUUUAUAGGUGCUGUUUAGUUGCCAGUAUAUGCUAAAGAAUGUCUUCUUGAUCAGUCAGAUUGGCCAGGGUUUUGGUUUUGUUUUUUUUUUUUUCCUCUGUAUAAUUAAUCAUCUUUGGUUCCUAUGAAAUUCCCUGGUCCCUGGAUUCUCCAUCUUUCCUUCUUUUUUUUUUCAUCUGAACUCUGGAAAGUUUGUUUCCUCUUACUUUCUUUUGCCUUUUCCCAUUUCUAUUACCUUGGGUAAAAUCUAUGGUCUUCCUUCUGGCUACCUUCCUACAGGUCCCUCCUCUCUGCCACAUUAGCCUCCUCUGGCCCAUGGCUACAUCUUCAGCCACCACCUUCACCCUCCCCAAGAAGGGUAAAUGAGUCCCCCAGGAGAACUGUGAACAAAAUCUGGGAGAGAGUUAACUAUGCAGAGGAAUAUCCUGACAGAAGUUGCCCCAAAGAUCUAAAUCCCAGAAGAAGUAGGGCACCACACCUCAGAAGGUAAAUUCAGCUCCAGAGGGUUACUGAGGAUUGUAGAUCAAAAAGCUUGGAAACACCCAUGGGUGUAUCUCAGAAAGUCUUUAAGUCACAUUCCAUGAAUUUUUGCUUCACUGCUGACCAUUUAUGGACCUUGGGGAAUAGUCUUAUUUUUUUCCUUAUGUCUAUUCCCACCCCCAUUCAUUGGGAUUCACCCUGCUUCCAGCCUUCUACCCCCUGCAAUUAUCCGGGUCUAGCAAAGUUACUUCUUUCAAAAGAAACAUUACAUCUAAAAAUGAUUAUUGAUGAUCUAGUGAGAGCCAGAUGGAGCAUGUUCAGGAAGUGAUCAGUUUGGUGCUUGAAACCACAGACAAUGGACAAUUCUACUUUGAAAUAUCUAUGAAUAUAUACUGUGGAAUUCAAGUAAAACUUCUUUCCUCUCUGUUUUUUAAAUUACACAACCUGAAAUUGAUGCUGGCCUCUUACAAAGAACAAUGCCGCACUGAACGGAGAGAUCAUUGUCUUUUACUUACACCUGAAAGAAUCAGCCUUUUAGCAGGCCAGGGAAAUGGUACUUUCCAAGGAAUGGUGACUGAUCCAGGCAUGUUAUCAAACUUCCUAGUCAUCUCCACCUUUCCUGAAUUGCCUGUAGCUUGUUGUUCGAGAUUAACAAUCAGGGAGAUUAAGAAAUACGACUUCAAGUCUUGCUGUGCUUACCUAUGUGGUUUUUUUUUUUUUAAGAUGUAUUAAUUUAUUUGAGAGAGAGAGAGAAAGAGAGAGAGUGCAUACACAUGGAUGGGGGGAGGGUCAGAAAGAGAAAAUCUCAAGCAGACUCCCCACUGAGUGUGGAAACUCUGGAGGGAGGGGGUGGGGGUAGCCAGGGGUUGAUCUCAAAACGAGCCAAAAUCAGGAGUCAGAUGCUUAACUGACUGAGCCACCUUACCUAUAUAUUUCUGACCAAACACUUCUUAUGUCUGGUGACCAAGAUAGAAUUCCCUCCAUUCAUAUAUCCCCUUAGUAAAUGAAAGUGAUAAGCCUCUGGGAAAACCAAAACACCCUUAACCACUACCAUCUUUUUCAUUUAUUUGAUGACUUUUAUGCCAGAAUAUGAAGAAAUUCCUUCUCCUCCUUUUUGCUUAACUUUACGUUCAUUUCACAUACAGAUAUCUUAGUUCUAGCAUCCUGUGAAUGAACGAUAUCUUGGUCACUUAUUUCGAAUUGCUUCAUCAUGGGUAAAUAGUAUGUUUUUAACAGAGAGAAAACGAAUGUUGCUCACAUGCUCAAGGUUAUAAGGAAAAAUUGUCUUCCACAUUUAUGGCUGCCCUUUUGGGUUAAAUCUGGCCAUGUGCUGGCAAAAACAGAACUUCUCCCUGGGGGAGUCUAGCAUCUCAGAAACCACCUUGUGAGAGUUAACCCAAUCAGCCACCUUAGGCUUACUAUUAAAGCUAAGUAGCAUAUAAUUUUCAAUAUCUUUACUUCUAUCAUCCAGAUUGAAGAACUGUAUUAUUGAGUCAAUUGCAAAUGAAUAGAUUUUUCUCUUGAACAAUUUGUUCUACAGAAGGCUGUUUUUCACUUUUCCUUUCCUUUGCUUCUUUUCCUCUUCACUGACUCUGUCUCAAGAAAUCACUUUAGAAUCUAUGUGCCUCCUCCCCAGAAUUGUAUUCUUUGCUACGUCACUGACUAGACUGUCUUCUUUGGACUCCUUAUGUGAUGUGACGACGUGAAAACCCCAAAUAUCUGCAGCAUAGUAGUAGUAUUUUUUUGAUGUUCUCAUCAGCAUAACAUUAUAUUUGCAGAGGAAAGAUGACCCCAUUAUAUAGGUUCUCCUCUAGUCUAUUGUGAUUUAUAAGGAUAAACUAACAGAAGCUGCUCUUUGACCUUGUAAAGACAUUAGAAAUUGUAUUAAAGUAAGGAAAAGUUAGGUCAGAAUUACUUGGUUAGUAAGAUUCAAUCUAACAAGGGCAAUAUAAAGAAAGUACAUUAUUUAGCAUUACUUCUUCAACUAUAAUGGAUUGCUAUAGAAAUCAACAGGCAGAUCUCCAAUGUGUAUGGAUUGCUCUUUAAGCUACUGUGAACAGGUUACUAAGGCUAUCUCUUCAUCUCUAAGGGUGAAAUAGUCUAUAGAUGAAUAAUAUGACUUAUAUAGAGUUGCAUGUUAGUCUUUGUGAUUAUUUACUCGUUAACAUUCUACAGAACUCAGCCAUGAUUUCAACAUUGUGUUAGAUUUGUGCAUUUUGUUUUACUGACCAUCACAUUCUAGCCAAUGUAUGGUUAUCCACUCUGUGUGCCAAAACCAGUCAUGCCUUUCACGGCCCUUUAGUCCAGAGAAGUUCUGCACUGAUUUUAGUCUCUUGCUGUCCUGAUCCUACAAGUAUACCAAUCACGAUGGAAUAAAGUGUGAAUUGUACUGUGA